UGAGAAGAGAUCUUUAACUGAUCAGUGAAUUUGUUUUGAAGUUGCCAUUGGCCCUUCAUUUUGCUGUGCUUUUGAGCAAAAUUAUUUUGACUGAAUUAAUACUUAAAUAUAUAUGUAUAGAGAGAGAGAAUGCCAGUUAUAUUUACUUACUAGAAAGUGAAUCCUGUGAAUACUAAAUACGUGGUAUUUGUAAACUUUUCUUGCAUAUCUAGAGUAAAUGUCUGGUGGACACUUAAUGCAUGACUGUGAUAGAAGAGACCUAAGAGAGGAUGUAUGUAGUUAAAUAUUCUCUUUGUGUAGGCAAGGAAAUAGAGGCCCAGAGAAGUGACUGAAUUGUCUUGGGUUAUUAGUGGACAUAAGAAAUCUGAAUACAGACAACAGGACCUAUUCAAAUAGAACCAAUAUUCUGACUGUAAUUUGAUUGUAUGCUUUUCAAUAUUAAUCCGGUUGUACGAGGUGAAUGCAUUCACCCUUUGACCCCUUACAUGUUUGACAAUUUAAUAACUCAGAAAACACCAUUUAUUCACUGCACCUGCAAAUGAUCUUCUACAUUAGAUUUCCAUGAAAAACUUCUAUUUUAAAAGCACCUUUUUAGAAGAAAAUUUGUCAUUUUUUUAAAGACAAUAUUCACUGAAAGGCAGAGGGCAAGAAACAGAGAUUAAUCCCUAAAUGCCCACAAACACCUGGAGCCAGGCCAAGCUAGGAGCCAAGAACUCAACCACUUCUUUGUGGGUGGCAGAGACCCAGCUACUUGAGCCAUCACCUGUUGCUUCUGGGUACACAUUAGCCAGAAGCUGGAAUUAAGAGUGGAACCAGGACUUGAAUGCAGGCUUCCCAAUAUGGGCUGUUGGCAUCCCAAAUGGUGCCUAAAUUGCUAGGCCAAAUGCCCAUCCCAUCACUCUUCUCUGAUUACCAUUCUCAUUUUUUUAGAACUAUCACUCUGCAAAAUAUUUUCUUAUAUCGGAAGAUUUCUGAAUUUGGGUUCCAUGGAUUCCUAAAGAAUCCAUUUUAUGAGGGUUUUGAACCUUCUGAAAUGGUAUGUACAGUUUAGUUUGUGGCUUUUGUACAUGUGACUACCCAUGGUCACUCUGUAUUCUCAUUUUACGGUUUAGCCUCAUUUAUUUUUUAUUUAAGCUUUCUUAGAAGAUGAUUAACUGCCUCCAUAUUAUAGUUCCACAGUAAUUUGAAGUUUAUUAAUUUCCAAAUGAAAAAUUUUACAUCAUUUUAAUUUUCCCCAUGGAGUCCUUUCUUCACAUUUUAAGUUACUUUAUGUUUGUCUUUUGAACCUUUUCCAGAUUCUUCAUGAAUCCGAAAGCCAAGGAGCUCAGAAUUAGAAAUCGUGUAAUAAAGAUCUAGUGUAGGAUCUUGAAUCUGCUGGUGGUGGUAUCAGAGUCCUGAGGGAGGCAGACAUAAAGCUGCUGAGACAAGUCCAGGAAGCCCCCACUGGGAUGGCUUGGCAGACCUCGAGGUCAAAGCAGACAGAGCCCACAGCUCAGAAAAUGAAAACACUAGCAGAAAGGAGAAGAAGUGCUCCCUCUCUCAUCCUGGAUAAAGCCCUGCAGAAGCGGCCUAGUACCAGGGAAAGCCCUUCUGCAAGCGUGGACACAUGUGCAUUCCUGUCAUCAUUUGCGAGCUCUAGCAGGACUCUGCUGAUUGACGGCCGAGUAGAACUCAAAAGGGGUCUACAAAGGCAGGAGCGGCAUCUUUUCCUGUUCAAUGAUCUCUUUGUUGUGGCCAAAAUCAAAUAUAAUAAUAACUUUAAGAUUAAAAACAAAAUUAAAUUAACUGAUAUGUGGACAGCGAACUGUGUGGAUGAAGUUGGAGAAGGCAACACCAAUGCCAUGAGAUCCUUUGUCUUGGGCUGGCCCACAGUGAACUUUGUGGCCACUUUCAGUUCUCCAGAACAAAAGGACAAAUGGCUCUCUCUUCUGCAGAGAUACAUCAAUCUAGAGAAAGAAAAGGACUACCCGAAGAGCAUUCCCCUCAAAAUCUUCGCCAAGGACAUUGGGAAUUGUGCCUAUUCUAAAACUAUAACAGUAAUGAAUUCAGAUACAGUGAAUGACGUUAUCAACAUGUCAUUACCAAUGCUAGGGAUAACUGGCUCUGAGAAAGAUUACCAAUUAUGGGUCAAUUCUGGCAAGGAAGACGCACCAUACCCACUCAUUGGACAUGAAUAUCCCUAUGGAAUUAAAAUGAGCCAUCUUCGAGACACUGCACUCCUGACGCAGGGAUCAAAGGACUCUGCUGCCACCCUCAACCUCCAAGAGCCCUUCCUCAUGGAACAGCUGCCCAGAGAGAUGCAGUGCCAGUUCAUCCUGAAGCCCAGCCGCCUGGCUGCAGCCCAGCAACUUAGUGAUUCAGGUCAGAAGACAUUUAAAAGGAGAAGAUCUAUCAUAAACUGGGCCUUCUGGCGGGGUUCUAGCACUCAUCUGGACAGCUUGCCCAUGUCACCAAUGUCACCUGUGCCAGGACAGCUCUUUGGAGUUUCUCUGCCAAAUAUUUGUGAGAAUGACAAUCUGCCCAAGCCUGUCUUGGAUAUGCUGCUUUUUCUGAAUCAAAAAGGACCCUUCACAAAAGGUAUCUUCAGGCAGUCUGCCAAUGUGAAAUCCUGCAGAGAGUUAAAAGAGAAACUCAAUUCUGGAGUCCAAGUACACCUAGACUGUGAAUCUGUUUUUGUGAUAGCAUCAGUCUUAAAGGAUUUUUUACGAAAUAUUCCAGGAAGUAUUUUUUCAUCAGAUCUCUAUGAUCACUGGGUCUGUGUAAUGGAUCAAGGAAAUGAUGAAGAGAAAAUAAAUACCGUUCAAAGGCUAUUAGACCAGCUUCCAAGAGCCAAUGUGGUUCUCCUAAGGUAUCUUUUUGGGGUGUUACACAAUAUUGAGCAACAUUCCUCAUCCAAUCAGAUGACUGCAUUUAAUUUAGCCGUGUGUAUCGCUCCAAGCAUUCUUUGGCCUCCUACUUCCUCCAGCCCAGAACUAGAAAAUGAGUUUACAAAAAAGGUUUCUCUGCUUAUACAAUUUCUGAUUGAAAAUUGCUGUAGAAUAUUUGGAGAGGAAAUUACUUCCCUCUUGGGAGAGGUGUCAUUGAGAUGUGAUACUAGAGAGAAUGCUUCAGAUAUCUCUUGCUUUCAACUAAAUGAUUCCUCCUAUGACAGCUUAGAAAAUGAGCUCAAUGAGGAUGCUGAUGCUCCAUGUAGUGACUUGGUGAAGAAACUUGGCCAGGGCAGCAGAAGCAUGGAUUCUGUGUUAACCCUCAGUGACUAUGACCUCGACCAGCCUGAGCUAGAAGGCCUUUUAACCCUGAGUGACUUUGACUUAGACCAUUCGAAAGAUGAAGACAUACAAAUGAAAAUCCCUGUUGAAUCCAAGCCGGUGAAUAUUCCAGUUGUAUACACGAAGAUCCCACCACAUGGUCAUGCCAGGGCCCCACCUGGUACGUGUACCCCCAGCUCCCUGUCCACACCUGUGGCAGGAGCUCCAAAAAGCCUGAGGCGACACCGGCGCUGCUCGGAGCCCAGCAUUGACUAUCUAGAUUCAAAGCUUUCCUAUCUCAGGGAAUUUUACCAGAAAAAGCUACGGAAAUCCAGCUGUGAUGCCAUUCUCUCUCAAAAGGAUGAGGACUAUGUGAAGCAGAAUCAACCCCUCCAGGAAGGGGGCAAGACAAGUUUUAAACAGAGUUCGGUCACAGGCACUGAGAGCAGCAAGAGAAGUGCCACUCAUCAAAACAUUAAGAAGAAAAGCUUGCCUGGCAGUGAAGGCAACCAUGUGAAACUUUUCCCCAAGUCCAAGCCAGUGGCCAUUUCUGUGGCAUCUUACAGUCAUUUGUCCUCACAGGACCACCCCAGGAACCAGCCCUUUGAUGCGGAUACAUCUGAGUAUUCCCCACCUCACAGACCAGAUUCCCUCAAGGGUUCCAGGACACACCGGCGCUGCUCAGAGCCCAACAUAGAUGAUCAGAAUUGCAAACUCACCUAUCUCAGGGGGAUUUACUCAAAGAAACAACAUAAAACCAGCUGUGAUGCUGGCCUCUUGCAGGGAGAGGAAGACUACCUGAAGCGGCAUAAAUCUUUGCAGAUAGAAGGGCAAAAGCUUAUUAACCAGAGUUUGGUCAUGGGGAUUGAGGUGGGCAAGAGUAGUACAACAAACCAAAACACUGAGAAGGGUCUACCCCCAAGGCUAAACCUGUGCCCCAGGACUAGCUAUUCCAGCUUAUCCUCUCCAGGAACUUCCCCAUCCGGCUCUUCGGUGAGCUCCCAAGACAGUGCUUUUUCUCAAAUUUCUGAACACUCCGUGUUUACACCCACUGAAACUUCCUCUCCAAUAGAUUGCACUUUUCAGUCUCAAAGAAAACAGGGAGACUUUUCUUCUGAAUUUAGUAGUUCCAACCUCCUUUCUGGAAUGCCCAGUUCCUCAUCAGGUCAGGCCACCAGCCAUCUGCCAUACACAAAAAAGGACACCGUGGAGUGGCAUUCACAGAUGCAUGCUGUAACUCUUCACCCCAGCACGUGGCUGAGGAAUGGUGUGGCCAGCUUGAAAAACUGGUCCCUCAAAAAGAAAGCAAAGGCUGCCAAACCGGAGGAAAAUAAAAUAACUUCUGUGAAAGGACCAUUGGAGCCACCUCCACAUGCUUCUGGUAUUCCAGAAGCCAACUCACUGAAAGAGAGAGAGAGAGACAUGACCCUAAGGGCAGCUGAAGGACUUGGAGCCACGCGGACAGCCCAGUGGUAUAGUUCUCAUCCCUGCCAGGACUCGGAAAAAUACUGCAGUUCUUCAUUCAGCCUCGUGGAAGGCAAACUCAAGCUUUGUAUAAAGUCCCACGAAGGAGGAGAGAACGGUGGCCAGCGCUCUCCUGGUCCACCGCCUUGGGAGAGAGCCUCAUCCAGCUCUGUGACUGUGGAUGAUGCAGCCAGCCCAGAUUCAAGGCCUACAGUGGUUUGUGAUGAUGGAGACAGAUGUUUAACCAAAGACAUUUAACCACAGUAACAAUUUGAUGUCUAUAAGAACAAGAACUGGGCUAUUAAUAAUGACAAUUAUUACGACCCCUUUAUAUGAGAUACUUGGGAUAGGUAGCAUAAGGAUAAUCAUUGCUGAUACUUAGGACAACAAAAUAUUUCUCUUUGUUGAGACUACUUGGAGAAAGAUAAUGCUAAAAAAUUUCAUCACCUAAGUGUUUGGGAGGCUGUUCCUUCUUUCAAGUAUAGGAUUGGCCCUGCCAUGUGUUUUCACAGAUACUAGCAUAGGGCUAAAGAAAGCAUUCUCUGUAGAGGAAGCAUGCCUUAUGUGAAGUGUCUGUGAGAUUAGUGUCUUGAGAAGACCAGGAUAUCAUACAUGAAGAACAGGGAGCGAGAGAGAGGGUACAGAGAAACCAUUCACAUUCCAUGGAAUGUUUAAAAUAAGUAGGCAGAAAAAAUGCCACUAAUCAAAGCAUGAAAAGAAGCAUGUCUGGUAAUGAAGGAAAUCAUGUACAAGCGUUCCCUGAAUCCAAGCCUGUGGCCACAUCUGUAGCAUCUUAAAGUCACAUGUUGUCACAGGAUUAUCCCAGGAACCAGCUCAUUGAUGCAACUGUAGUAAACUCAAAUAUAUCAAGAGCCAUAGUUGCCAUGAUAUCAUAGUUUUUUGUUGUUGGUGGUUGUGUGAGUUGAUUUAUUUCUCCAUUAGUGUUGAACUGCUUUCUAACAGCUUGACGAAAUGGCUGUGAGGAGAAGGGAGAUGGUUCUUCAUAUCAGUGCCCUGUCCGAAGAUGCCUGUGUUAGGAAAAUACUCCAGAAAUGCAACUUUUUCUAUUUAGGAGGUGACCUGCUGACAGCAUUCGCUGUUUAGUGAGGAGGAAAAGACUACAAUAGGUCUUUCUCAACUACAUGAAUGCUGCUAUCAACUUGAUCAAAGCAUGGCACCUAUAUGCUGAAAUGUUUCUCUGCGGCCCUGCCUCUUACAGAUUAAAGUCAACCAGAAAAAUUACUCAUGAGUCAUUCUUGACUUUGAUAUUUGUAGUUUGGCAAUCUAGAGAGAAAUUUGGAAGUUGGCAGGUUAGAAGGAGUCACAGGAUAGAAUACCCAACAAAGUGCCUGUUAGGCCUUCUCAGACCAUCAUUGGAUUUGGAUUUUCUUACUUCCAGAAGUUUUGCCAUAUUUUUGUUUCAAGUAAUUCGUGGCUGUCUUGUAUAUAGAGAACUUAUACCCCAUUGGUUUGUUUUACAUCCAUGGACCUUUCUCUUCUCUUUUGCCUUAAAAGUUUAUAUCAAUAAUUCUACCCAAGGAAUAAUCGGGCCUUGUCAACCAGUAUGAAGGGGCAGCACUGAAAAUGGGUGUGUAUCUUCCCUCUGAUAAGUUGCUCAGAGGCCAGGCCCAUUUUAUCCAUUUAGUCCACCAUCAAUGGACCAUUUUCUAACUUAUUCCAAAUUAUUUUUCUUAUCACCAGGAAUUUGUGACAUCACAUAUUCUCCUUUUGUCCUAAAGGUUGCAUUUUCAGCUACAGGGGAAAAAAUGUUUUCUCUAAGAAGGAAGUCAUUUUGUAAUUAGCUAGAGGUGCUACCUACCUCUUGGGGACACGGCCCUGUUCGCCCUAAUCAUUAUAAUUAACUUUUAGAACUCUGUGUCUAAAGAGCUCCUUCAUGACCCUAGCCAGCUCAGUCACAGCUGUGAAGUAGAUUUCACCUUAUUAGCAACCACCCCCAUAUUAAGAUGCCUAGGUGUCCAUAUACCUUGUCUGUGGAAUGAUAGAAAAAGUCAGCAGGGACUCCCUUACCCUUAGGGCAUACUACUGUCAGAACUGCAAGAUGUGAAUGAAGCUCUUAGAGCUUGGUGUGUCUUUCUGGAAGAAAUGACUUCUCUACUUACCACUGUAAUAGUUCUAACCUCUUUUCUUUCUUGUUGACUUGUAGAAAAUCACCCAAUUUGAAGCAUAGAAAAAUAGUUGCGGAGGUUGUUUCAUGAUCAUUCCUAUUCUCUGUGUUCCCUUAGAUGCUCCUAUAAUACUUAAUGUGAAUAGUUUGUUAAUAUUGCUGUAAAAUAUUAUAUUGUAUGAUUUGAAGACAGACUACAUGUCAUUUUAUCAUACUCCAUCAAGCUAUAAUAUAUUAGACUGAUGCUUUAUCUUAAAUGCUUUGAGUUUGUAUAAUAUAUCUUGACAAAUUUUAUUAUCAUAUGUUAUGUAAUAAAUGUGUAUUUUUGUACUUGCAGAAACUGCUGCUAACUUUUAAAGUUGUUUGGUUUCCAAGGCACUGAUUCUGGAUGUGUAUGAAGUCCAUGCUGUCUGUUAAAUAAAAUGCCAUUCUGCAGAGUUAACAACCCUGCUGGAGCAGUAUUGCCCUUUGAAGAAUUAUUUUAGUUAAUGGGCCCAAUCUCUGCUUAACACUGGAAAUUUCGUAGAGUAUAAUUAAUGUUGAAUGGGAACUUUAAGCUUUCGGCCAUAAGCCAUAGUUAGUCUUUCUAGGAAACCAGUGGUUUGGCCUUUUUUUUCCCCUAAUCUCAUUAACAGAAAGAAAAAAAAAAAAGACAUCAGUCUAUGUUCUUACAUCAAAAGGAUCAUUUGCUCAGCUUGAUUUAUGAGGUUUUCUUGUCAAAGUUUGGACCUUUCUAACCUGAGCACCCUGUUGACCCCAGACAGAGACCAAAACAUCAGUGUUUUUCAGCUUAUAUAAAUGUGCUGAAUAUGACUGGUUUCUCAUGAUGGCUUCAUCUUUGCCUUCUCAAAGUUCUUUGAGAGGAAACCUCUUACAGGUUUACAUAACCUCUUAGAGAGGUUUCCUCUGUAAAUUUUACUACUGGUUCCAAGUCCAGAAAAAUUAUUUGCUCUUCUUUAUCAGUGAAGACCACAACUCCACUGUCAGAAAUGUCACUACUUAUAUUUGGGAAAUGUACACAUACACUGAUGCAAAUUUCUCUCUAAAUUUUACAAAAUUUUAAAUAUAAUUUUAAUAAAGUUCAUCUAUUGAAAACCUUAUAUUUAAGAAAUUAUCUCCUUGAUGUUUUCCCACUUUUCAUGGCAUGACAUUGAGUCAAAAGGAUCUACUGUGUCCUUGAACUGAUGGCAUGUUUUUUUCUGUUCAAAGAAAAUUCUCAAAAUAUUACAUAUCUUGCUGUUAAUUCGUUUUCCUGUCAAGUCAUAUUUUAAAGACUUGAGAGGGUAUCUUUACAAACUGCCCAUUUCAAUGCUAAGGAAAUUCAUUAUCAAGAAACUCUUAGUAAAUUUUGUUCCCUGAAUAAUAAAGUUGGACAAAAUGUUUA
Oryctolagus cuniculus (rabbit) is the source of this 8221-nucleotide messenger RNA. RefSeq names its product Rho GTPase activating protein 20 (gene ARHGAP20). Lineage: Eukaryota; Metazoa; Chordata; Mammalia; Lagomorpha; Leporidae. Gene Ontology annotation, biological process: regulation of Rho protein signal transduction; signal transduction. Gene Ontology annotation, molecular function: GTPase activator activity. The record is from RefSeq and is a predicted model, not a curated record.